AUGUCCGACCUCAGAGAUCGCGAUCGCGUCAUCUACGAUCGCAGUCCAACAGACCACGUCUACCACCGCUCCCCUUCCCCCUCUCGCCACUCCCACAUCGAGCGUCGUUCUUCCUCCCGCUACCAUGGCGACUUCACAAACGACGGUCGCCACUCCCCCGACUUCCACGCAACACCCCGUCCAACCCACCGCUAUUACCAUGACGACCCUCAACCGCGCUCCUCCCGCCGCGACCUUUCGCCAGACUAUGAACCCCGUCGCCGACCAGCCGAGCGCGACGACCACCACACCGAAGCCCCUCCGCGCCGCUUCCGCUCUCCAUCCCCUUCCCCCACGCGCGCUCCCCUACCCAGACGUCCCACCGUGCUAAGGCGGCAAUCGUCGCUGGAUACGUACGAUAGGCCGCGGUUCUACGAGAGGGAGGAAUAUCCGCCGCCCGUGCGCCGAGAGGAUAUCCAUGCUUCGUACGGCGCUAGCCCGCUUACUUCGCGGGUGAAGACGAUGCGCAUAGACGAAACGCGGAGAAGCGAGUAUCGCGACGAUGAUUUGAGCGAUCGACAUAGUCUCGUCAGCAGUGGAGCGGGGGUUGGUUUGGGGCUGGGAUACCAUUCGCCCAGCGGGCCGUCUUCCGGCCGGGAGAGGGUAAGGGAGAGGGAUGUCGUUAGGGUUAGCAGGAGGCGGAGGAGUAGGAGUCGGGAUUCGUUGACGAGCAGGACGCGUUCGAGGAGGAGCUCGUCGAGCUCGCGGUCCGGGUCGAGUAAGUCGAGUUCGAGUAGUCCGAGCAGGGCAACUUCGAAGAGCGAUGAGUAUCCGAAGAAGGGGAAGACGAAGAUUCCGGCCAAGUUGCUGUCGAAGAGGGCUUUGUAUGAUUUGAGGUAUCCUUUUAUUGAUGAGGGCAAAACGAUCGUCAUUCUCAAGGCAUUGAGUCAGGAACAAAUCGAUCAAGUCCUCCGCGUAAGCGACGAAUACAAGAAAGCCGAGCUCGAAGUAUCUUCCGCCCGCUCCUCCGCUGGCGACAUCGAAGAUCGCCGCGAAGAAACCCGCGUCCCCACCCCAGCCCCCUCCACUCCAGCGCCCGCUCCAGCUCCGGCUCCGGCUCCCACCCCCGCCCCGGCCCCGGCCCCAGGCCCCGUCAUCAUCGACGUCCACCCGCGGCCAACCACCCCCGUCGUCAUCCACCAACCCGAGGUCGAAGUCAUCAAAGAGACCGUCGUCCGCGACCACUCCCCCUCCCGAUGCAGCACCUACACCUCCACAACCACAUGUCCCUCAGCCAGCGAAUCAACCAUCACUCUACCGACGGUCUACGAGCGACGAAGGCGCCAUUCCGGCCCCCUCGUCAUCCGAAGCAGAAGCAAGUCCCGAUCGCGAUCCCGCUUGGGCCGCGAUAUCCGAUCGGAGAUUCGCGCUCUCGAGGCCGAGCUGUACGCGCGGGACCAUCACCACCACCGGCGCCAUCAUCGCCAUAGAUCGUCUUCUAUCGGCGGGGAGUUGGUGAGGGUGGAUAGGUUGGGGGAUGGCCAGGUGGUCAUGUUCGAGGAGAAGGUCGAGAGGGUUGAUGAGGGGUAUCGUGGGCCGAGGAUUGAGAAGGAUAAGAAAGGACCGCCGCCUGCUUUGGUGAGAGCCAUGCUGGCUACCAUUACUUGA
This is a messenger RNA of Scedosporium apiospermum, 1647 nucleotides long. RefSeq lists its product as uncharacterized. The transcript is spliced from 4 exons. NCBI's taxonomy places the organism in Eukaryota, Fungi, Ascomycota, Sordariomycetes, Microascales, Microascaceae. The coding region runs from base 1 to 1647 and encodes 548 amino acids. The record is from RefSeq and is a predicted model, not a curated record.